Eufriesea mexicana is the source of this 1341-nucleotide messenger RNA. RefSeq lists its product as uncharacterized. The transcript has 3 exons. The record is from RefSeq and is a predicted model, not a curated record. The coding region runs from base 1 to 1341 and encodes 446 amino acids. Lineage: Eukaryota; Metazoa; Arthropoda; Insecta; Hymenoptera; Apidae.
AUGGCUGAGGAAGAAAUCUGUGGAUUUUUAGAUGUCAAGUUCUGUGGUAGUAAAUCUAAAGUUCAUAAGGUUAAAAAGAGAACAUUGGGUACUUGGAAGGUUUGGAAAAGACAUUGGUGUUCUUUUCAAAAACUAGGUUCUGAACUAGGUGUCAGAGUACACCUUGAUUAUUGUAUUGGAAAUGAUAGCAUUUCUUCAUCAAAUGAUAAAGAAAAUUUCAUAAUAAUACCAUUGGAUACCAAUAUUUGUCGUACUCAAUCUAGAUCCAAACAAUUUGCUUUUGGUAUAUUUCCUAUCAAAGAAAGAAAACCAUUGAUCUACCUAGCUGGUAACUCAGAGACAGAGUCACAACGAUGGAUGGCAAACAUUAGACAAUUAUUAAGACCUAGAAAACUUAAAUUUGCACCAGGAUCUUAUAAUAUAUCUAUGGUUGAUAAUACGCAUUCAAGGGCAUCAGGACUAAUAGGACUCUAUGGUGAUUUAAUAACUAAUACAUUAGGAGUCAUCAUAAAAGAUAUUCAUUCUGGUGAUAUAAUAGAAAUUUUUGAAUGGAAAGAACUACAUCAGUUUCAUUUGGUUACAGCAGGACGACCAGAAGAUGUUAAAUGUAUCUGUGUAAUUCAUACAACAAAGAAAUUCCGUGCUGGAAUUGGUGAGCUACAUUUAUUUUGUUCAGAAGCUACUAAAUUGUUACAAGAUUUAGUAACUCAGGGCCAUGGUCCAAGACACAAACAAACCAAUGGAAGACCUUUGAGUUUAAGUGAAGGUGAUAUUAGAGCAAUAUCUCGUGAUGAACUGUCACGAAGUUAUUCAAUAAUAAAUGAAAGAAUGGAAUUGAAAAUGCUAAGUAAAAGGAGAGAAAGUAAUGAAAAAUAUGAAGAAAUAAGUUGUAAAAUGCCUAAUAAAAUGACAGAGGAUGUUUAUCAACCAGAGCCAUAUAGUCAUCAUGUCAGAAGGUAUUCUAAUAUAUCUACAACUUCUGGGAUUUAUGAAGAAAUUCCAGAUGAAACAAAUAGGAAUACAGCAGCUGUCUCAAGUUUCUACAUGGAGCAUCUUUUUUGUAAUCUACAAUCAGAAGAACCACCACCUUUGCCUCCACGACAAAGGUGUGCUUCAGAGUCCAUGAAAGGAAGCAGGUUCCAAGAUGUUCGCAUUUCUGGACCUAGUAGUUUACCUUUAACAUCUCAUAGAAACUCUGUACAGAUUGAAAGAAAUAAUUUAGAAUUCCAAAGAAUAAUGGACGAGUCUAAUUAUGUUCCUAUGUUACCUCAGUUGAAAGAUAUCACAUUAUUAGAAAUGCAAGCAGCUCUACAAGAAAAUGAUUACGUUAUUAUGCGAUAA